Molecule: messenger RNA, 2236 nt
Organism: Cicer arietinum (chickpea)
Lineage: Eukaryota; Viridiplantae; Streptophyta; Magnoliopsida; Fabales; Fabaceae
Product: probable arabinosyltransferase ARAD1
Molecular function (GO): glycosyltransferase activity
Source: RefSeq, a predicted model, not a curated record
UGAGAUUAUAGAACGCUUCCACAGUUAGACCCUAUUCUCACGCUUCUUUCUUCUUCGUUUCCAAUUCCCAUCCAACAACACUGUCACAGACACACACACACACACACACCAUUAACAAAGAAAGUACUCCAUACACAAUCCAAUAAUCCCCUAAUAAGUUACACCGUCAUUUAAUUUCUUCAUGCAUCCAUUUUGUUUUUCUAAUUUAUUAAUAUCCAGCAUAGUAUAUGUGUUUGAUAUAGCAAAUUAAUUAAUAGAAGAAAGUGAUUGUGAUAUAUCUGAUCGGUGGGAUGCAAUGGCAGAGAGAAAUGCUUCUGCCAUCAAAGUUGUUUCAAGAAAAUCCUUAUGUUUCUUCUUCUCAACAACAACGUUAUUAUUCCUCAUGUCAUGGCUCUUUGUUCUCCGUUCCACUCGCUCCGAUUCCACACCCGACACCUUUUCACAGCUUCUCUCCACCUUCGACGAUUCAUAUUCCCAAUCACAAAACUCUGAAUCCUCCUUCAAUAACAGAGCCAUCCUUGUAAACACCCAAAACGUACAAUCCUCCUUCAACAACCAAACACAAACACCUGAUAACAUUGUAAAAUGCAUCACCGACACCACCACCUCACGUGAAAACAACAACACCAACGUUCUUUUGAAGAUUUUCAUGUAUGAUUUACCCUCCGAGUUUCAUUUCGGAUUAUUGGAUUGGAAAGGCGAUGAUAAUGGAAAACAAGUUUGGCCUGAUAUGAAAACAAAGAUACCACAUUACCCUGGUGGAUUGAAUCUACAACAUAGUAUUGAAUAUUGGCUUACAUUAGAUAUUCUAGCUUCAACACUACCAGAAUUUUACCCCAACAAUGGUAGAACAGUAACCAGAGUUCAAAACUCAAGCGAAGCUGAUGUUAUAUUUGUUCCUUUUUUCUCAUCUUUGAGUUAUAACAGAUACUCCAGAACAGGUCCACAUGAAAAGAGGAGUAAAAACAAGGUGUUACAAGAGAAGCUGGUCAGGUAUUUGAUGAAUCAAAAGGAAUGGAAAAGGUCAGGUGGUAGGGAUCAUUUGAUAAUGGCUCAUCAUCCUAAUAGUAUGUUGGAUGCUAGAAUGAAAUUGUCUCCUGCAACUUUUAUAUUGUCUGAUUUUGGGAGGUAUCCUCCUAAUAUAGCUAAUGUUGACAAAGAUGUCAUUGCACCUUAUAAGCAUGUUGUUGCUUCUUAUGUUGAUGAUCAAUCUACCUUUGAUACCAGAAAAACUUUGCUUUACUUUCAAGGAGCUAUUUACAGAAAAGAUGGAGGACAUGCUAGGCAAGAACUAUUUUAUCUUCUGAAAGAUGAAAAAGAUGUACACUUUUCAUUUGGGAGUGUUCAAAAAGGCGGUAUAAGAAAAGCAACAGAUGGAAUGCAUUCUUCCAAAUUUUGCCUCAACAUAGCUGGCGACACGCCAUCGUCGAACCGCUUGUUCGAUGCCAUAGCGAGUCACUGUGUUCCUGUAAUAAUCAGUGAUCAAAUUGAGCUUCCAUAUGAGGAUGUACUUGACUACUCAGAGUUCUGUGUGUUUGUUAGGACAAGGGAUGCUCUUAAAAAGAAGUUUCUGAUAAACUUCAUUAGGAGUAUUGGGAAAGAUGAGUGGACAAGAAUGUGGAAUAGAUUGAAAGAGGUUGAAAAUUUCUUUGAGUUUAAGUUCCCUUCUAAGGAAAAUGAUGCUGUUCAAAUGAUUUGGCAAGCUGUUUCACGUAAGGUUCCUUUCAUCAAAUUGAAAACAAACAGGUCUAGGAGAUUUUUUAGGUCCCUUUAUGGUAAUAAUAAUAAAGAUAUGGGGCAUAAAUCAAUACCUGCAGCAGAUGAUUUUUAGUGAUAUGGUACAUUAGGUGUUUUGUCUUUAGAAAUGCAAGAAGGUUUUUAUAUAUAAUAUAGUUGUGAUUUUGAUAGUGAAAGUGACACUGUAACGUUCAUACUUGAGGACUCAUGAUAUAUAGGAAAGAGAAUUUUGGAAAUAUGAUUCUACUAUUGGUUGAAAUUGGGGGUAUAAGUAUAAUAUACAAUGAAAAUUUAUUUUGUUCUUUAUUUGAACAAACAUGUUAGUUCGAUGGUCUAUAGUAGUUGGACAGUCUAUUCUUAUCUUAAAAUUUGUUUUUUGGUUAAUUUGAAGAAACCUUUUAUGCUUCAUUUUUUAGUUAUAUUUCCCUUAGGAUUCUUGAUGAAAGUAUGUAACACUGACACUGUCUAUUGUAGUUAUGUUUUUAUGUGUAUGUGUGUA